AUGGCUUCCUCUACCUUUCCAUCUAGCUCAACCAAACCCAAGCAAAAGAUAAAGAUCGCCCUCUCCAUCGACUUUGACGCAAUAUCCGGCUGGCUAGGUACAUCCCAACAUCCCGACAACAACAUGGCCGACAUCUCAUCUGGCUACUUCAGUGGCUACGUCGGUGUACCUCGUCUCCUGAAAGUAUUCUCUCGCCUCGGCAUCUCUGACAAAGUGACUUGGUGUAUCCCUGGCCACUCCUUGGAAACUUUUCCUGAGCAGGCAAAGGCGAUCGUCGAGUCAGGGGCUGAGAUUGCGUUGCAUGGCUACUCACACGAGGGAAGCACGCAGAUGACUGCACAACAGGAAAGAGAUGUUUUGGUCAAGACGAUGGCGUUGAUUCAGGAGCGUACAGUAAAAUUGCUGCAAGAGCAUGGCUUCCUCUGGGAUUCGAGUCUGGCACAUCUGGACAGCAUGCCCUACUUCUUGCCAAAGGAGGUGGAUAAACUCGACACGAUUGAGUUUUCUCCUGACAAGGAUGCGAGUAGUUGGAUGAAGCCUUCCAAGGACUUUUUGAAAAUGGAGCGCUUUGUCGACGUUCGCUUAAUUGAACGCAUGUGGAUGGACCGCUUCGAGUGGCUCAAGAGUGAAGUCGAAGAUGGCAGGGAAGACAUGACAAUCUUUGCUCUCGUCCUCCACCCAGACACGAGUGGUAUGGCACAUGUGAUUGGUAUGAUUCAAAGUUGA
Molecule: messenger RNA, 726 nt
Organism: Aureobasidium vineae
Lineage: Eukaryota; Fungi; Ascomycota; Dothideomycetes; Dothideales; Saccotheciaceae
Source: the annotation of a GenBank genome assembly